Molecule: messenger RNA, 1590 nt
Organism: Fusarium fujikuroi IMI 58289
Lineage: Eukaryota; Fungi; Ascomycota; Sordariomycetes; Hypocreales; Nectriaceae
Exons: 2
Coding region: 1-1590 (529 amino acids)
Biological process (GO): transmembrane transport; metal ion transport
Cellular component (GO): membrane
Molecular function (GO): metal ion transmembrane transporter activity
Source: RefSeq, a predicted model, not a curated record
AUGUCUAUAAAAUGUCCCAUAGUCGAAGCACCCGAAGCUCGUUCCACGCCCCGAACAAAAGAUGACAAUGGCAGCUGGUUAUCUGCCGAUGGACCAUAUCUCACUUACAUCAAGCAGAGCUGUUCUCGACAGCCCAACCUUGAGUUACCCGAUGGACGCAAUCGUGCUGUUAUGCUGUGCGACAGACAGCAUGUUCGAGCGACAGUUCUUGAGUUGGAUAGUCAAGGCAAAAUGCUGUCGCCUGCGGAAUUCCCUCAUGUUGCACAACUGAGGAAUCAUUUCUCUCAACUGCGAAAGUUGCGUCAAGAUGGCCAAAGUCAUCGGAUGAUCUAUCUUGUCGAAGGCCUAAACACAGAAGUUAUAGCACUUUUAGGUGACGAACUUCAGAUCGACCCUAUGUUCUUUGUCACCCAUGAGAGAACGUCGACAUAUCUGCGAUGGCCGUAUGAGCCCAACCUAGCACCGUGCUUACCCUCACUCAUUGACGGAAAUCGAUCAUUUACUGCAAGCUACUACGACAUUCGAGCUCUUCGCGAAGAGUUCGGGUCCUUCAGUGUAGGAUGUGCAGAAUCUGGAAGAGACGCCUUGAGGACGAAGCUCGGCAAGGAUUGGGAGCCUACAGUUAUCCUUCACCGAAAAUGCUCAUUCUGGAAAACGGCAUUUUCAUUAGAAAAUGACUGGAGAAUUUUAAUCCUCUGCGAUCCACCCUUUCGAAAAGCUCAUAUAUGGCAAAAACCACAGCUAAAAUCUGAGACGUGGUCACUCAAGACUAUAGAAUUUUCUGCACCUCCGUUCCAAGGAGGAUAUGCAGAUUUUAUCCCCAGUCCCUGGACUAUACGGAGCAGAGGAUCAGGGCCUUCACGGGACAGCCUAUAUGACGACCUGCUUCACUACUACACCGAAUGCUACAAUGACAUAUCUGCUAGGCAAGCAGCUCAGCUAGACAUGACUGUUUUCAUGAGGAAGAUCAUAGCGUCUCAUUACAUGCUUUUGAUCGAAUACCACGACGCGCUUCUAUCGACAAUGGCAUUUCCUCUGCAGCGAAAAGACAAUUUUGCAUCUGUUCAGACAACAUCUCUCGAAGCAUCGUGGAGCAAUAUCCAACUUUUAUGCAGUCGACUCAGCAGAUAUAUCAAGGAUGUUUCACAAAUAAUGCUACAGUUGCACAUAAAAUUUGACGAUCCCGUAGUCCCAACCGAUUACACACAGUGGACAGAAUCCGAGUCAGAUUUUCAAUACAUUUAUAUGAGAUUGCAGUCUCUCAGACAAAGAGCAGAGUUUCUAAGCGAGUCGCUCACUGGAGUUACGGGUAUCAAUGGAGCUGCCAGGUCGAUUCGCGAAGCCAAGACUAUCAAGACGUUUACUAUUGUCGCGCUCAUUUUUAUUCCCUUGUCAUUCUCUACGAGUCUGUUUAGUAUGUCUGAGCGGUAUUUGCCUGGCGAGAAGAACUUUGGGGUCUUUUUUAGUGUGUCGUUACCACUCUUGGUAUUCAUUUUUGCUGUUAUACUAUUGUUUGAUCUGGGAUAUGAUGAGAAUAGUAGUUGGACGUUCAAGACAUUUACAACCAGAACAUGGAGGUCAUUAUUCUAA